Molecule: messenger RNA, 1924 nt
Organism: Blepharisma stoltei
Lineage: Eukaryota; Ciliophora; Heterotrichea; Heterotrichida; Blepharismidae
Source: the annotation of a GenBank genome assembly
AUGUCUUCGACUCAAAACUGUCCGCUCACUUUCAAUGCAGUGGGCGACGUGAUAGUUUUCAUAGGACUCGUAAACCUUAUAUAGAUCGGCCUCACAGUGAUGGAGCAUGGUGUGACUCGUGGCGGCUUUAGCAAUUAUCUUGUCAUGAAGAAUUGGCUUCAAUUCUCAGUUGGAAUCGUAGCUUGGUGGCUGUUAGGCUAUGGUUUCGCCUUUGGCAACCCAGCAGACAGCGAAUAUAUUGGAAAUGAAGACUUCGGCGGCAAACACUGGCUAACUGAAAAAUCCAAGAACCACGGGGCUUGUGCAUCCUACUUUGCACUCUGCGGAUUUUUCGUCCUGUUCAUCAUCAAUGGUGCCAUAAGCGAAAGAGCAAAAUACCAGGUCUACCCUUGGUUUUCAUGGUGGCUUAUGCUUUUCGUCUGGCCUGUCAUUGUAGCUUGGUCGUGGGGAGGCGGCUGGCUUGACAUUGAGCUUAAUAAGCCUUUGAUUGACAACGGUGGCGCUAUUAAUAUUCACAUGUUUGCAGGAGCUUUUGGACUUAUAGGAGCCAUUUUCUUUACUCCCUUGAUAAAAAGCCAUUAGAAAAAUCCUUAUUAUUACCCUCUGAUUAAGAGCAAAAAUAUGUUUUUAAAAAUUAAAUUAGAUUUUCCCUUUAAAUUUGUGGAAAGAAAUUAUAUUUAAUUUUAAUAUAAUACGAAAAAGAGAAAUUAAUGGUUAGCUAUUAAAAAGUUUACUGCUAACCAAAGGGGAAUUAGGCCCAAGGCCUGGAAGAUUUGACGACCCUGACUCAGACGAGUGGAAAAUCUCCUUGCCGACGACUUAUAUUGUUGGAGCUGUUUUGGUGAUUUUAGGGAUUUUUGGGCUAAAUAUUUCUUUAUCUCCAACAGCGACUGCAAGAGGACUUGCAGCUUGUAACUCAUGGAUCUGUGGAGGGAUGUCAGCCAUUGUGACGUUAAAGCUUUUAACUUUGGCGAAAAAAGAUCUUCAUACUCACUAUGUAGCAGUUUAUCAAGGAUUUAUAGCAGGGAUGAUUGUAAUUUCAGACUCUGCUUAUGACACAACUCCAUGGCAAGCUGGACUUUGUGGAAUCCUUAGUGGGAUUAUUUUUGCUAUUGGUUUCUAUUUCUGCAGAUUAGCAAGGAUUGACGAUGUGAUGAACGUGACUGCCACUUUCUUCUUGCCUGGGCUUAUUGGAGGGCUUUUAUAGCUUGAUGAGUAUUUUUCUUGCAUUUUUAGACAGUUUUAAAUAGAAAAUAGAAAUAUACUAAAAAGAUAGUAAAAUAUCCAGAGGAGUAUACCUGGCUUUAUUACUGAUGCUAAUGGGUGCUUCUGGGAUGGAAAAUCAGGCGAUACCCUUUCUACUCAAGUAAUUGCAGUGCUAGUUGUGUUGGGCUGGUCUCUAACUUGGGCAGCUUUACUAUUUGGCAUCAUGGCGAUUUUCAGAUCUCUAAGACUUGAUGAUACCGUCAUAAAUAAUAAACUUGAAGGCUGUGAAAUUAGACAGCGUGGCUGGCAAUUACCUGGAGAUAAGGAAACAGUAAAAGAAACUAACUCCCCCCCCCUCCGUGAGUGAACAAAAAAAUUUUGUUCACUCACGGAGGGGGGUUAAUUUUUUUUUUUUAAAAAAAUUUAUAUAUAAAUUUUCUAAAAAAUUUUUUUUUUGAAAUUUAAAAAAAUCCUAAUUUGCAAAAAUUUGAAGCAAAUAUUAAUUUAAUUUAUAAAAUUUAUGUUUUAAAAUGCAAUUCAUUUAAAAUUAAACAGAAUUAGCUCUAGAUUUCAUUAUAUUAAUUAUCAUUUAUAUAUCAAAUUUUUUUUUCCAUAAAAAAUUUUUGUUCACUCACGGAGGGUGGGUUUUUUUUUGGGCAAAAAAUGGCGAUUUUUCUAAUGGUUUUGUUCACUCACGGAGGGGGGGAGUAAGCAAUAG